UUUUGCUCUUCAUCUAACAUAAGACCCGCGUUCCGUGAGGGAAAUUCAAAACAAAGUAUCAAUGAAUAAAAUCGUGACUUUCAAGUGGACGACGUGCGAAUCGCGCUUAUCGCACGGUAAAAGUACGCGUGAACCGACGUACGUGAAUUUAAGAUAUUUAGGUUCGGUCCAAACCUAUAUUAAGCAUAGAUUCGACGAAAUUCCUUUCGUCGUAGCUUUUACUUUUGAAGUGAUAUCGUCGGUGGUGCUGAGAAUUGCGACUUCGUGUGACAAGAAGGUAACUUAGGUUACAAAUGUCAAAUCGAGGUGAAUUGACGAACGAAGCGCAAGUAUGAGUAAUACAGAGAAAUCUGGAAGAUCCGAUGGCACGGUCACGGAUUCAUUUAUGACAAACGAGGACGAGUCCGAUGAAUUGUUCUCAGAUGAUGAACAGGGCGAAGAGAUCAAUUAUAAAUCUGAUGUCUCUUUGGAUGUCUCGAUUUUACGAUCUAAAACACCCUUAUUAUUGACUGACAAUUCAAACUCAGUGACACCAAGUGAGGCAGUAAUUCCAUCUACACCAUUGAGUCUAGUGCCUUUCCUUAAUAAAAUAAAUGAACAAUGGACUAGCGAUUUGGAAACACCACAAGCUGACAAGACAGCUCAGUUACAUACAAAACCAUCAACAAGUGUACCCAAAAAUACAGGGGAAACAUCUAAGCUUGAGCCACACACACCUGAUACCUCGUCUGCUAUAAGUAUAGAUAAUAAAAUUACUUCAGAUUCUCCUGUUAUAGUCCCUAGAGUGGUAAGAAAGCGUCUCAAGCGACGCUGUAUAUUUCAGUCUUCCAUAUCUACAGACAUGUUAGCUGAGACCAGUAAUGAAUAUACUACUGUAAGUAAGCAAGAAGCAGCAUCAAUUGCUGAGAGCGAUACUAUUCUUGUAGUACAAGGUAAUGCUACAAAUGUUCCUACAUCUAUUCCUCAUAACGAAAGUGCUCAUGAAGAUAAUAAGUCUCAGAGUCUUGAUAGAGUACAAGAAAUGUGUGAUAACAAGAAUAUCAGCCAGUUGAGAGAUUCUGUGCCUGAUGUUUUAGAUUUGGAUAAAGAGUUUUUUAACGAUACCUGUUUUAGUAUUGUAGACAAAUUAGUCUCUAGCAAUCUCGAUGAACAAACAACAGUCGAUACUACCAUACAAGGUAACGACAAACAAGGCAUUGCGAAUAUUCAUAGAAAAGGCUCGCAAACCUUGAAUUUAAAUUCAAACAGGGUUGAGGAGAAUGACAGUGUAGGUUUUGUUACUGCACGUGGCACUGCCAUUAAUGUUUCAAAGGAAGCAUUGCUUAAAGCGAAGACACUAUUAGCAGAUGAAAUGCGACUAGAGAAUCAUGAGUUACCCGGCAAGAAAAGCUCCACAGAACGGAACAGCAAGCAUCUAUCACUCUUCUCAGGAAUAUCACCAGAGCUACAAGCUGCUCGAAAGCAUUCGAAAAAUUAUGACGAAGUGCACGUUCAAGAUUAUAAACGGUUACUUGUAAACGAAGGUUCUGUCAGAAAAGACCACAUGCUUCCCUUUUCAUCUUCAACUGCUAGUGGUCACCGUAGCAAUGUCUCCGGACGAGCAUUACCCAGAGUGAAAUUAUCGUUCAUGAAAGAAUUAGAUGAACCCUUAGAAUCUAAAGUUGCGGGGGAAACCGUUCAUGACAAAGAAAAUAAACUGCAAGAAAUAAAUAAUCCAAACGUUGGAUUCCAAACCGCUCGCGGUGCACCUAUCAAUAUUUCAAAACAGGCGUUAUCCAGAGCAAAAUCAUUGUUCGCGAAAGAAUUAGACGAACCGUUAGAAAUUAACAUCACUGAGGAAGUUGAAGCGGUCACAGAACAAAAAGCGAAAGAAUUAGAUGAACCAUUAGAACUCAACGUUGCGGAGGAAGCUAAUGUUCCCAAUAGAGAAAUCCAAGUUCAAGAAGCAACCUCGAACUUUGGAUUCCAAACUGCUCGUGGCGCGCCCGUCAAUAUUUCAAAGCAGGCAUUAUCUAAAGCAAAACUGCGGUUUGCGAAAGAAUUAGACGUACCAUUAGAGCUUAACGACAUGGAAGAAGCUAAUGUUCAUAACAGAGAAAUCAAAGUUCAAGAAGCGGCAACUUCGAACAUUGGAUUCCAAACUGCUCGUGGCGCACCUAUCAAUAUUUCAGAGCAAGCAUUAUCUAAGGCGAAACUAUUGUUUGCGAAGGAAUUCGAACCCAACGUUGCAGAGGAAGUUAAUACUCGCGACAAAGAAGUCCGAGUGCAAGAAGCAACAACUUCGAAGGUCGGAUUCCAAACUGCUCGUGGUACACCUGUCAAUGUCUCAAAGCAGGCGUUGUCCGGAGCAAAAUUGCUGUUCGCGAAAGAAUUAGACGGGCCAUUAGGAUCCAACGUCGCGGAGAGAGCUAGUAUUAAUAACGAAGCGGUCAAAGGACAAGGCGUGAUCGUUCCGGACGUUGGAUUUCGAACCGCUCGUGGUGCGGCCAUCGGCAUCUCAGAGCAGGCGUUCUCCAAGGCGCAGGCAUUGUUCGCGGACCAAUUGGACUCUCCCGUGGAAUCGAAUCUCCCCGAGAAACGCAAGUUGAGCUCGGACGACAGCACACCUCUCGGCAGGGGCUUCGCGUCCGGCUGGAAGAAGAUGCGUCUCAACAACGAAUUCGAAGGCAGGAAAUUAUUCGCCGACACGGCCGACCAGACGGAGACCCCGUCGAAAGACCUCCGCGUCGCGUGCGGAAUGUCGGCGGACGACGAUCCGGAGGAUGGAAGAACCGAGGCGUCGCGCGUCGCGGAAUUUCCAAACGAGAUCGUUGAAGCGAACCACGCGGCACGCCCGGAUGAGAGAAGCCAGAUUCCGGAGGUUUCCACCGCGGACUUCUCUCUGCGCUCGCCGCAGCGGAACACCUCGGAGUUACCCGAGUCGGACGCGAUGUGCAGCCCCGUGAUAGGGAGACAGCCUGUCUCGAGGAAGCGCUGGAGUCUGGAGCGUCACAGAAGGAAGCACGGCACGAGCCAAACCGCUCCGGGUAACGCGGCACCUCGUCGUGAGAAGACCGACGAGGAGGAGUCGUCGCUCGCGGAGUCGCAGAGGGUGACGGAACGGCAGAAGACGGAGAGCGAGUCUACGGAGUACGGCGACACGCAGAUGAUGAUGGACUUCAUCGACGAAUCGGCGCAGAUCCUGCAGGAUCGUCUGGCGGCCGCGUUGGAGCAGGAGGAGACCAUCACCGGGAAGAGGCGGCGCAAGUCGAAGCAGUCGACGGGGUACCUCUACCGCCACAAGCAGGCCAACUCCGGGGCUCGAGUGUCGCUGAGAGAUCUCGGCGCGCCGCCUUCGCCGCGCAGCUACCAGGAACUCAUCGACCAGCGGAUACCGCCGAACAUCUUGCCGAUCACCGCCUCUACCGCCGCGUCCUACAAGUUCCGCUGCUCGGACUUCUACGGCAACGACGUGGCGCGCAGUAACGUCCGCGGGAUCGAGCUGGAGGACGGCGCGCGCCUCGUCAUGGACGAGAACGGCUACGUGGGAGUCUGGGAGUUCCUGCGUGCCUUCCUCGCGAGCCCGGGCGUCGAGCCGAACCUUGUCCCCGCGCGGUGGAUCGAGAAUCAUUACCGGUGGAUCGUGUGGAAACUGGCGUCGAUGGAUAGAAUGAAGUUCGGCUCGGCCGAGUUACCCAGAGCGUUAACACCCUCGCACGUGAUGGCGCAAUUGAAGUAUCGUUACGACCGAGAAAUAGAUCGAUCCCAGCGACCGGCCAUACGACGUAUCCUGGAGAAGGAUGACGUCGCGUCCAAGAGGAUGAUUCUAUGCGUGUCGUCGAUCGUGGAGAAUAACACCGUAGCUACUCCCGCUAUGGAGAUGGGCAAGAGUCCGCGCAUAGGGGUGCCCAAGUGGAGAAUCGAGUUGACCGAUGGCUGGUACAGUAUACCCGCCUGCAUCGACAUCGGCAUGGCGAAGAACGUGUCGACCGGCAAGAUGCGAGAGGGCACGAAGUUGCUGGUGUGCGGCGCGGAAUUGCUCAACUGCAACGUGGCUUGUUACCCGUUGGAGGCACCGGCCGACGUGUGUCUCAAGUUGCACACGAACUCGACGAGACGCGCGCGAUGGUACUCGAAAUUGGGAUACACGCCGCGCUCGGGACCGAUACCCGUGAGACUGCACGACGUGUGUCCGACUGGCGGUUUCAUCGGCAAAUUGACCAUCGUCGUCGCCAGGAUGUAUCCGAUGUUGUAUCACGAGAAAACCGCGUCCGGAGAGUCCGUUGUCAGAAACGCCAAGGGCGAGGAGAAAGCGCAGAUCGAGUACGAGCAGCGGUGUCGGCAGAAGGCGGAGGCGUUCUACGACAAAGCCGAGAAGGAUUUCCAGGAGGAGGAUCUCUCCUGCGAGACGGAUCUGUUGACGGCCGGAUCGGGCAAAGAUCGCGAGAGCGAUACGCAGGAAUUCGCCGGCAAGAAACAACAGGACGAGCUGCUGCGGGCGCUGCGCGUGAAGAAGGAGCGCUACAAGCAAGAGCUGCAGUCGAAGCUGCGGGAAAGCCUGCCGGCGCCGCGGCAGGUCUCGUCGUUGCUCAAGGUUCGCGUGUGCGACGGGAACGCGAACGCCAUCCUCUCCGUCUGGUCGCCCGGCGAAGAGGUCAUCGACGCCCUCAAGGAAGGCGCGUGCGUCUCUCUGCGCAACGUCGUCGCCGCUGGGAAAAGGGGAUGCGAGCUGCAACUCACCGCGCGUCGCUGCGCGCUCUUCGAUCCCGGCACGAUGCGCGACCCGUCCUACCCGGCCCGGGUGUGCGCUUCGUUUCACGAGGUGGGCAAUCCCGAGUUCUCGCCGCCUUACGGGGAAUUCGACACGGUCGGUCUCGUCUGCGCCGUCGGUACCGCUCCUUACGGUAUGAAGGACUUCGAAGUCGUGCACUUGGCAUACCCGAAGGCCGACUCGAGCCGCUCCUCCUUGUACCUCUCGAUCCUGUUUUGGCAAGGGAUCGCCAGUUACGGAUACGCGGAUAUCCUCACCGUCGGCUGCAUCGUAGCGUGCAAUAAUCUAGAGUGGCGUAGGGUGACCUCGUGGAACGUUCCGGCGGUAUAUUGCACCGACAAGAGCACCUUCACACGCAAUCCACGGCGGAAUCAUCUGUACGAGUCCUUCGAGACUCUGCGUAGCUCGAUCGCGGAUCCGAUCGCGUACGCCGAAGGAUGCACCGCUGAGCUCAACGUGGAAUUGCAGAGGAAGCCGGUGGCCACGAGAACGCCGACGCGCUGCGCGCUGGACAAAAAUACCCCGAUUAAAAUAUACAAUUCCGCCCCGGGCGCCAAGAAAAGACCGGUCGAGCACACGCCGCCGCUGUCGGCGCCGAGGUCGACCGCCAACAACAGUUGGAAUCUCACCACAAAUAUUCCCUUGAUACAGAAGCGACUGGACAAGCUCCAAUACUACGGCGAGCCGCCCGAAUUAUCUCCGAUCGUCAUACGGUCCUCCAAGAGGGUCUCCUUGGAUUUCCAAUCGCCCGUUCGCGUCUCAGACGCGAGCCCGACGACGGACGUGUCGAACGUCAGCAAGUCGUCCAGCAGUUUGUGUCUCUCGCUGGAGAAGCGGUGACAUAAUCGUUCGUUCGCUCGCUCGUCCAUUGCAGUUCUCAUCGCUUGUACCUUAAGAAUGUAAAUUUGUCGAUAACCGCUUAAAUCUCGUUGAUAAUAAACUAUUUUUUUUUUUACUCAUUCGUCUCCUGGAUUUCUCUCUCUCCGAGAUCUACGAGGCCAAAAAUCCCGACGUCAGCGAAAUCUAUUUAUUUAGAAAUAAAUUAACGUAAAACAUAUUUAGGAGAAAAGAAAGAUACUUCGUUUCGCUACGGAAAAGUG
This is a messenger RNA of Dinoponera quadriceps, 5850 nucleotides long. RefSeq names its product breast cancer type 2 susceptibility protein homolog. Bases 332 to 5590 code for a protein of 1752 amino acids. Gene Ontology annotation, cellular component: nucleus. The transcript is spliced from 12 exons. The record is from RefSeq and is a predicted model, not a curated record. Gene Ontology annotation, biological process: double-strand break repair via homologous recombination; regulation of DNA-templated transcription. Lineage: Eukaryota; Metazoa; Arthropoda; Insecta; Hymenoptera; Formicidae.